Molecule: messenger RNA, 3811 nt
Organism: Centropristis striata (black sea bass)
Lineage: Eukaryota; Metazoa; Chordata; Actinopteri; Perciformes; Serranidae
Exons: 9
Coding region: 74-721 (215 amino acids)
Biological process (GO): T cell costimulation; cellular response to lipopolysaccharide; immune response
Cellular component (GO): external side of plasma membrane
Source: RefSeq, a predicted model, not a curated record
CUGCCACAUUUCUAACUAUGAAUGUAACUUUUUUCCUAGAAGGAAGUCAGAGCAGAAUCAGUUCUCUGCAGCGAUGAAGAGGAAGAUCUCACUCUGCGCACCUAUCGGACUUAUUAUCGGUGUGUGUCUUCUGAUCGUCGCAGCCAGAGUUCUGAAGCCAAGAGAGGAGAGCGUUCCAGAGCCAAGAGCGCAGCAUGACAUAUGGCCAGAGAACAAACAGCAGCCUGAAAAUGUGAAGUUAACUGGCCCAGAGAGCCACGAGGCUUUCAUUGGAGAGAGCGUCACGUUGGACUGCCACCUCGAACCUCAAGCUGAUGUGAGAGAGAGAUUUGAUGCCGUCGUUGUUGAAUGGAAAUUCAACAACCAAGACCUUGUCCUUGUUUACAGAAGUCGAGGUUUUGCGUCUUAUGAACAGGCCGAACAGUUCAAAGACAGAGUAAAUCCUGACGACUCCUGGGACAUCAGCAAAGGAAAGCUUGCAGUAAAAAUCCCGUUAGUGACAAAAGCUGAUAAUGGAACAUACAGCUGCUCUGUUGGACAUGGAUCAAAGAGAAUGCAGUUCUCGACUCAACUCAACAUUAAAGACUCGGUUGUUCCAAGUAAUGCCCACAACAAAGCUCAGGACCAAACUACACAGAGCCACGGCCAAAACACUAUCGCGGAUGCUUCAGUUAUCCUGGUUCUGGCUGCAUCCACCUUGCUGUAUUCUCUGUUCUACUGAAGAAAUAUAGUGCAAGACGAGACAAGGAAACACUUCAGGAGAACAAUUGAAUCAGAGAACGCUACCGAACAACACCAGCAGCCGAAAUCAGCUGCCAAAUGAAAGAAACUUUUUUAUUCCAAACCCUUUUUUUUAAACAUUGUGGUUGAACAAAUAUACCCAGAUUGUAGAUUUAACACACCUCAGUGCUGUUAUGCACCACCAGCGAGGAUGUUGGACUUUUUAGUUUUUUUGUUUUCUAUCAGAGGCCAGUUGACUCAAUUUUUUAGGCUGUCAUAUCAAACUAGGAGAUCCAAUGUAAAUCAGAGGUAUAUCAUCUAAUGAAGACAGGGGUUGAAGGCUUUCUUGAAUAAGUGGAGUGAGUCUGUGUUGUGGAUGUUUGCAGGGAGCGUUGGGGCAGCAAGGUGCGGUGCUUGGUCCUGGUGAUCAGGGUCAGAAGGUUGGCAUCGGAUGAUCUGUGGAGGUGAGUGACGUUGGAGCCGGUCUUUAAAGUAUGGGGGGGAAGGGGAAGUUAUUGAGGGCUUUGUAGGUGAUGAGCAGGAUCUUGAAGUGAAAUAGGCUUCGUUCAGACAGCAGGGCUUAAUGCUCAAUUCGGAUUUUUUUGCAAGGUCGUUCACAUUUCCAAUUAAAUGCGACUUGUCUGUGAUCUCCAGUGUGAACUUUAAACGUACCAAAAGUGUCCCGCAUGCUCAUUGGAGGACACGACGACGUCACACGCAGCGAGCGUGCUCAGUGUUUACGGAAGUAGCAGAAAACAUGGCCGCCAGCAGGAAGCCUAUGUAUGAUGAAUGCGACCUGGCUGUUCAGACUGGAGUCGCAUGUCAAAAGAUCAGAUAUGUAUCGGUUUUAGGACCACAUAUCCAAGUGGCCUGGAUCGCAUUUGAAAAAAUCGGAUCUGUGUCGUUCAGACUGUCAUUAAAAGAUCAGAUGCAGGUCGCAUAGGGGCGAAAAAAACGGAUUUGGGUCACUUCAGGCUGCAGUCUGAACAUAGCCUUAGAUACUUUAAAUUGGGAGGUGGGUAUGAUGUGUUUUCUGGAGCGGGAGUGGGUGAGCAACUGGGUAGCUGAGUUCUUGACGUAUAUUUUUUUUUGGAGGUUGGUGGAAAAGAAUGAGAGGGUGGGACGGUAGACUUGCAAUGUCAGGUAGACUUGCAUUUAAUCACAAGUGCCACAGAGCUUUAAUAACCUGUUUUGUGCCAUAAAGGUGAUCAGGGUCAGAAGGUUGGUAGUGGAUGAUCUGUGGAGGUGAGUGAGGGAGUGAUGUUGGAGCAGGUCUUUAAGGUUUGAGGGGGAGGGCGAAGUUAUUGAGGGCUUUGUAGGUGAUGAACAGGAUCUUGAAGUGAAAUAGAUACUAAAUUGGGAGCCAGUGAAGGUGUUGAAAGAUGGGUAUGAUUUUCUGGAGCGGGAGUGGGUGAGCAACUGGGCAGCUGAGUUCUUGACAUAUUGUUUUUUUUGGAGGUUGGUGGAAAAGAAUGAGAGGGUGGGAUGGAGACUUGCAAUGUCAGGUAGACUUGCAUUUAAUCACAAGUGCCACAGAGCUUUAAUAACCUGUUUUGUGCCAUAAAUGUGAUCAGGGUCAGAAGGAUGGCAUCGGAUGAUCUGUGGAGAUGAGUGAGGGAGUGACGUUGGAGUAGGUCUUUAAGAUGGGAGGGGGGUUAGUGAGGGCUUUGUAGGUGACGAACAGGAUCUUGAAGUUGAUUUGUUGCUGUAUUGGAAGCCCGUGAAGGUGUUGAAGGAUGGGUGUGAUGUGUUCUCCGGAACAGGAGUGAGUGAGCAACCGGACAGCUGAGUUCUUGACAUAUGUAGUUGUUGGUGGUGUGGGGAGGUGUGAGGAAAAGAAUGGAGGUGUGAGGAGGAAAAGAAUGCUGAUGCAAUAGUCUGGAGAGUAUGAAGGCGUGAAUGAAUGUUUCUGCAGCAGAGAAGCAGAGAGCGGGACGGAGAUGUGCAAAGGGCGGCUGUGGCUCAGUUGGUAGAGUCGGUUGGCCCCCAACCGAAGGGUUGUUGGUUCGAUCCCUGACCGUCGCAGCAAGAUACUGAACCCCAAAUUGCUGCCGAUGCUGUGUUCAUCGGCGUGUGAAUGAAUUCCCAAUGGUGGCAGGUGGCACCGUUUAGGGUAGCCUCUGCCACCAUUAUGAAAGGGCGAAUGAGUGCAGUCUGUAGUGUAAAGCGCUUUGAGUGGUCGCAAAGAGACUAGAAAAGCGCUAUAUAAGUGCAGGUCCAUUUACCAAUGUUAUGGAGGCGUUUAUUUAAUCAAAACUGCUACAGAGCUUUAAUAACCUGUUUUGUGCCGUAUAGGUGCAAGACAAGAUGGGGAAACACCUCAGGAGAACAAUCACAUCAACAAUCAACAUUUUUUAAACAUUGUGGUUGAUCAAAUAUACCCAGAUUGCCGAUUUACCACACCUUGGUGCUGUGAUGGCCUGCUGGCGAGGCGUUGAACUUUUCAGCCAUUUUUGUUUUCUAUCAGAGGAUUUAGGCUGUCUUAUCAAAGUAGACGAUCUAAUGUAAAUGCAGGGAGGGAGUUCCAGAGGGUUGGGGCAGGAAGGUGCAGUGCUUGGUCCUGGUGAUCAGGGUCAGAAGGUUGGUAGUGGAUGAUCUGUGGAGGUGAGUGAGGGAGUGAUGUUGGAGCAGGUCUUUAAGGUUUGGGGGGGAGGGCGAAGUUAUUGAGGGCUUUGCAGGUGAUGAGCAGGAUCUUGAAGUGAAUUAAAUACUAAACUGGGAGGCAGUGAAGGAUGGGGAUAGGUCCAAGGAAAAGAAUGCCGAUGCAGUAUUCUGGAGGUUAUGAAGGUGUGAAUGAAUGAAUGAAGGAGACGUGAAAUGUUACGAAGGUAGAUGAAAGAUGUUUUGGUGAUGUUUUUGACGUGUGAUUUCAAAAUGAGUUUUUUUAACAGUAUUCAAGGGUAAAAAAUGAUCAAAAUGGCAGCUUCCCCCCAAUUUUUUAAGUAAUAGUAAUAGUAAAGCUGUGUUCUCUUGUUUGACCUCUCGAUGGUGCUGUUGUCGUCCUCUUACUGUGAACAGACAGUCACACAAUAUGCAGCUGUGAUCAGAGGUUACCGUGGUGACUCACUGGUUUGGUAUGUGUCGCUAUGGA